UGCACUAAACUCCAUGUUUUAUAGGUCUCAAAGUUUGUCAGGUUUACUGCCAGGGUGUCACUGAUUGUCAAAGGCUGAGAAGUGUAGUUCCAGCCCUCUCUGCAGUGCUGUGUCAGCUGCCACAUGCUUGACAGCAGCUGCAGUGUCAAAGCCUCUGAAAGAGGAAGCAGCUGCUUUGCUGUUGGGCCAGACGAGCGUUGUGCUGUCGAACCUGCAGCACCUCGGCCACCUUUUGCUGGAGCUCUGUGGGGGAAAAAAGGAGACCACCUGUGUCCCAGCGGGAUGAUCUAAUGUAGUAUCCGAGUGUAAGCCGUGUGCUCAGCCCGGCGGGAGUCUUAAUGCCCAGCUCAGCGUUCAGCCUUGUGCCGCCAGUGAGAGGCAGUCCUCCCCCUCAUUAUCCCCAACCUCCAUCUCUGAAGAUGUCUUCUUCGGUGAUCCCAACGAUGACCAGGACACGUCUUCAGUCGUCAGCGACUAUGACCUUCCCUGCAUGGAGGGGAGCAGCAGUGUAGAAGACCUGCUGGACCUCAGCUUCUCUCUCAGAUGUUCUGAGUACUUUAAGGAUUUGGAGGGAGAUUCUGCUGCCUCUCACAGCCCUGCAGCCGACCCGCGGGAGUCCGAGAACGCAGACAGCCCGGCUGUAAACAAACCUUCAGCCAGCUCUGUGACCACAGGCUUAUCACCGGUCAAUGCACCAUCAUUUCCUUCCUUUCAGCAACCUGCACAAGAACUUCCCUUCAACCUUAAAGUCCCUCACUUCAGUGGGGGUAAUCCCAUCGACAGCGGCCUCUCUGCUGCACAUCCCAGCUUGAAAACGGAUGUAAAUGGACCUCUGGACAUAAAAGAAACAGGACAGAAAAAUCAACCAACAAUGGAUUCAGACGGGGAGCUAGAACUGGACAGCUUCCCCAUCCUGGUCAGAUCCAUGUCGACAUCCCGAAGGCACAGCUGGGGUGUUCCUCUGUCGCCCGUGAACUCUGGCAGGAGACUCAGUCUGGACACCAUGGCCAUAAACAGCGAUGAAGAAAGAGAGGAUGAUGAGGAGCAAAUGCUUUUCCAGUCCACCCAGGAGCAGCCUGACAGCAGCUCCCCGUGUCCUGAAGAGGAGCGCCGUGGCUCCAGCCUGGGGACCGCCUGUGUGGCAGGCAGGCAGCUGUAUUCCCGCUCUGACAUCCUCGCCACAGAUGAUCCUUCACGCGCGGCGCACAUCUCUCGUGUUGUUCAGGUUUCCAAACAGGCCGCCAGGGCAGCGGGAGUGUCAGAGGAGUGUGACCCUGAAGAAAACCUGCAGUCAAGUGAAGGACAGAGUCACAUGCUGAUGGUACAAAGAGUUCUGGAGGAGCUGAGGUUGUAUCAUGGAGCGAAACACAGGAGCAACAAAGCAGACAGCAAAGGUUCAGGAAAUGUCACUUGGUAUGAGUUUCUCUUUAAUGAGAACGAAGAACAGGAGGACCAUCCAGAGAAGACAGAGAAAGGCACUAAGGUGAAGAGGAAACUCAGCUCCCUGAGAAACCGGAUGGCUGGUUCCUUCAACAAAGAUAAGGGUAAGAACCGAGAAAGAGAGCAGCAGAGAGCGAAGGAGAGGGACAGGGAGGUGAAGGAGAAAGAGAAAGUGCGCAGCAGCAACGGGCAUCUGUUGGUGACGGGUGCCUUCUCCAGUUGUGCCACCUGCUCGCUGUGCGGCAAAACCCUGCAGAAAAAGCAUGGCCUGCAGUGCAUGAAUUGUGCCGUAAACGUUCACAAGAACUGCAAGUCUCUGCUGGGUGAGUGCACCAGCAGCAAGGCAAAGAGAGAUUCUGGUCUAAAGGCGGGUUUGUCAGGAUCUCCUCGACCUGCACUAAAAGAUCGGGACAGGGAGAAGGAUCAGGCGGGACCGGGCGCCUCUCAGGCUCUGGAUGGCCACCGUGGUUUUCCCGGUGCCCCAGGCAUGACCGUUGGUCUGUUGGGACCUAGCUCUCAGCUGUCUGCUGUGCCGUACUCUUGCUCCUUUGGCUCCUCUACCUGCAGCCUUGGCCACAGCCUCCAGCAGCACACCAACUCAGGAUCCCUGUCUGGGGAGAUGGAUGAGACCGAUGCUUUCCGGAUCAAACGCUGCAAUGAAGACAUCAUUUCUCUCGCUCCUUCAACCACCGAGUCCAUCUUUGAUGAAGAUGCUCACUAUGCAGCGGUCCGUGCCGACUUGGAGCUGGAUGCUCAGGACCUGGAGGCAGAGUCCUGGAGCUCAGCAGUUGACCAGCAGUAUCUAAAGAAACACUCAAAAGACACCAUUAAGAGGCAGGAUGUGAUAUAUGAGCUGAUGCAGACGGAGAUGCACCAUGUCCGAACACUGAAGAUAAUGCUGCGCGUGUACGUCAGAGAGCUGAGGGACAACCUCCAGAUGGACUCCAGCAGACUGGACUGUUUGUUCCCACGCUUGGAAAACCUCCUUGACCUUCAUGCACAUUUCCUGUCGCGCCUCAAGGAGCGACGAAGAGAAAACCUGGAGUCUCCCAGCAACAAGAACUACAUGAUUAACAGAGUGGCCGACAUCCUGAUCACACAGUUCUCUGGAGAAAUAGGGGAGAAGAUGAAGGACAGUUAUGGAAACUUCUGCAGUCACCACACCGAAGCAGUCGGCUACUACAAGGAUCAGCUGCACAACAACAGACGGUUUCAAAGUACUAUACGGAAAAUCAGCAAUCUGUCCAUCGUGCGACGGUUAGGUGUAACCGAGUGCAUUCUGUUGGUAACGCAGAGGAUUACUAAGUACCCAGUCCUUGUGGAGCGCAUUCUACAGUAUACUGAAGGGGGUACAGAAGAGCAUGAAGACUUGACUCGGGCUCUGGGUCUGAUCAAAGACGCCAUCGUGCAAGUGGACUCAAUGGUUAACCUCUACGAAAAAAACACUCGACUUCGAGACAUUCAAAACAAGAUGGAGCCAAAGGCGCUGGGGAAAAUCAAAGGGGGGCGGGUGUUUCGCAGGGAGGACCUCGCCAUGGGCCGGAGGCGACUGCUUCAUGAGGGCACGGUCAGCUGGAAAGCUGCCUCCGGGAGACUCAAAGAUAUUCUUGCCGUUCUUCUGUCAGAUGUGUUGGUUUUACUGCAAGAAAAGGAUCAAAGAUAUGUAUUUGCUACAGUGGACAACAAACCCUCAGUGGUUUCUCUCCAAAAGCUGAUUGUCAGAGAAGUAGCCCAUGAAGAGAAAGCCAUGUUUCUCAUCUGCGCCUCGUCCAAUGAGCCAGAGAUGUAUGAGGUACACACAACUUCUAAAGAAGAGCGAAACUCCUGGAUAACCGUCAUUCGACAGGCUGUAGAGAGCUGUCCUCACACAGAGGAGAGACUGUUCAGCGAGGAGGAAGAAGCCCGAGCUUCCAGGCUGAAGGAAUUUCAAGAGCGGCUGAGCCAGAAGGAUGCUGUGAUCGUCCAAGCUCUGACCGAGAAGCUGCAGCUGUUUGCGGAAAUGACCGAGUCCGUGUCCGGUCUGGAGGAUGCCGGUUCACGCUCCAGACUGCUGCUUCGAGGAGACACCUCGGACCUCCAGCAGGGGGAGACGUUGCUCAAAGCGGCCAUCACUGAAGUGGAGAACCUACAGAACCUCCUUCAGUCAGAGAAGAGAGAGGAGGCUCAGCCUUUACGUACAGAAGAAGGAGGCGGUCCUGGGCUCCUCCCCAGGCGAGCAGACACCUUUGGCGGUUAUGACUGCAACUCCUCCACUCAAAAUGGCAUCGUGAAGAAGAACUUUCCGGGAGAGUCCAGAAGCAGAGACAGGAGCCAGAGAGCCAGCUCCGACCCUCAGAUCAAAGAGCUCUGCGGGGGCCACACGCUGCAGCAGACGGUGGAGAGUCGGGCUUCUUCUGCUAGAUGGAGCUGGAUGUGGUCAAAGUCCUUCCCAAAGACAGAACUUAUUGGCAGUGUGUUGAUGCUCUCCCAGAGCCUUUAUAGUCUGCAGGCCAUCAUAUCGCAGCAGGACAGUCACAUAGAGCUGCAAAGGGCCUCCCUGACUGAGCGGGCCUCCAUGCCCAGCCGCCACAGGGGCAACGUCCUGCUGGAGCAGGAGAAACAGCGGACCCUGGCUCUGCAGAGAGAGGAGCUCGCCACCCUGCAUAAACUGCAGUCUCAGCACCGACAGGAGCAGCAGCGCUGGGAGAGGGAGAGGGAGAGGCACCGGCAGCAGGUGGAGGCCACCGAGGCCAGGCUGCAGCAGAGAGAGGAGGAGUGCAGGCGGCUGGAGGAACAUCUAGCUAAAGAAAAGGAGGAGCUGGACCGACAGAGGGAGACGUACCAGCAGGAUCUGGAGAGGCUGAGAGAGUCCACCAGAACCGUGGAGAAAGAAAAGGAACGUCUGGAGAACCUGAAGAAGAUCAAGAGAAAGACCAUUGAGGUGGCUCCUCUGAACGGGGAGCUCCUGUCCGGCCUUUCCAGCUCCUCCAUGGACGCGCAGCCCCCCCACAAGCCUUUAGUGCGCGGCAGCCUGUCGGUCGCUCCUGCCGACUACGCGGAGCGGCCCGAGGUGGCGGUGCGGCGGGAGGCCGGCUCGUCCGGCCCCGCCCUGAAGACGGAAGUGCCGCUGCAUCUCUUCAGCACCACCAACCAGCUGCACAAACCGGUGGGGGUGCAGCAGCAGAUCCCCACCAAACUGGCAGCAAUCAACAGCGGCAAAGGCAAAGGAGGCAAGACCGGGAAAGCAACGCACCGCACAGACAGCUCUUCCUCGGUGGACAUGAAGCAGAUGCUUCCUCUGAGACUGUCUGCCCGGGAGGACGGCGUGGUGAAGGCCAAGCGCUCCGUCAGCCCCCACCAGCCUCUCUCCACGCAUCACCACACAGAUCUGCAGGUUCCUCCAGACAGCAGCGGCGUGGACCCCCAGCCCACCUCCUCCCUCAGCUCCUCCUACCCUCCGAACCUGCAGAAGCCCCCCGUGCAUCUGGCACACUCUCAGCCCUCCAUGCACCCUGGCGCCACCGCCGCCGCCGCCGUGACCUCACACAGCUCUGGGUCCCUCCAGUUCCAGCCGUCCGUGCAGCUGCAGAGCUUCAACCCGGUUCCCGGGCUCGGCCACGGCGCCCCCCCACCCUACGCAGGGACCACGGAGGAGCUGAGCAAGGAGGAUGUCAUCUUUUUUUAAGGUGGCGUCGUCUCCUCAGAGGUGACGCAGUUCGGUGCUCCGUUCACGAGCAGACGGACAUUUCUACUCAAACUCUGCUGUUCCACAAACGCCAGUAAUACUAAUUUAUUCACUGAUAAACCGAAGCGCAAUCGACAGUUCUGGGAAAAUAAAAGCACUUUUAGUGUUUGGGAGAAACAAAACCGAAGAACCCAGCAGGACUGAAGGGGAGCAUCAUGGGAAAAAAAGGUUUUUCUGCAGACGGUCAGAGACGCGAAGGAGCUCCGACUGCAGCGUUUCUGCUGAAUCUGGAGCAGGAAUGAAUAUUUCAGCAGAAGGGAUCCAACUAUGCCUAACGUUUCAUUUGCACACGGUGACAGACUCCAUUCCAGAGGGAUGGAGGAACUUCUGCUGGUUCUUCAAAUCCUUUUAAAGACAUGAAGCUACGUCUCUUUUGGUUCCUUAACCAUGAAGUUGAAGGAUUCUUCUUUUUAUAGCAUUUUGUUCUUGACAUGUUUUAUUUCUUUUAUCAAUUGUGACCAAAAUCUAAUGGUGUGCAUAUUUUAAAAGGAUAUUUUUUCACUGGAGACGUUAAAACGAUGAUGACUGUGGUACAGGAGUGAUGAAGAGCUUUGAGUUGGUCUCACCCCCCCCCCCUCCUCCUUGAAGCCAUAAAGCUGUUGAAGCUGCGUUGAUGGUACUUUAUGUCUUUAGGCUCAAAUCCACAACAAAUGAGAAAAAUGAUGAAUGGAUGUUGAUGUGAAAGAGAAGAAAAACUAACAAAGUCACUGGAUUUCUUAUUUAUGGUUAUAAAACAUGAAGGUUUUUAUAGUCUUUCAGAAAAAAAGACCUUUUUAAAUGUAAAAUCAGUUUAAUAAAUGAUGACGUUAACACAUAAACCAUGCUGUUCCUGUAAAAAUGAGCUCUCAGCAUUGAACGGAGCGGCGGCUUCUAGAACCACAGGUCUGCGUCCUCAGGCAGGACGGCGGCACACGUGACGCCAUAUUCCACGGGUUUGUAAAGGAAGCCGUUUGCUGGCGUCACCAGUGGCGUUUGAGGGCGAGAAGCGUGUUCACAGCCGCUCGUGGUCUUGUUGUGGGGGCGGGACGCCGCCUUCAUCCCGACCUGUCGGAUGACUUUAUCCCCCUUUAAAGACCUGAUCACCAUUACAGAUGUUAGACUUUAAGAAUGUCAAUAAUCAAACGUCACAGAUGCUGUUUUUUUUAUUGUAAAGGAGAAGCGUGAGCCGCUCAGACGCCAUCAGCAGAAGCUCCCGCUUUUCUCUUAUGUUUUUUUUUUUGCUGGACUGAAAAGAAAAAGUCUUUUUGCUCUGUGUGUCAUUCAGAAGCCAGCCAGUCAAACCACUGUGUGCACGUCUGUGUGUGUGUGUGUGUGUGUGUGUGUGUGCGUGCGAAGGCAAACAUGGCUCAUCAUUUUUCCUUUCUCGGACGCCGGCACCGCUUGUUGGACCUGUUAAAUGUAAAUAAUCCUGAACGUAUUUUAUUUUCCCAGCCAAUUUUUUUUUUUUUACACUAGUCACUUUGGAUUGUAGCAUACUUGAACAGGAAAAUGAAUGUUAAUAAUAACUAUUUUUAUUUUUUUGUAAACUUUUAGUUGCCAAGACGUGGGAUAUAAUAUCUGUAGCGCACAGCUUAACCCAUUUUGUACAAUUUCUGUUUUGUUCACGGCGCCGUAAUAGAGAGACGUGUAAACGAACUGCUGCCUAAGAAAUAUUUAGUCAUUAAAAAAAGUCUCCUGUCUGAA
Messenger RNA from Oryzias latipes (Japanese medaka), 6847 nucleotides. Lineage: Eukaryota; Metazoa; Chordata; Actinopteri; Beloniformes; Adrianichthyidae. The record is from RefSeq and is a predicted model, not a curated record.